Molecule: messenger RNA, 841 nt
Organism: Sinocyclocheilus grahami
Lineage: Eukaryota; Metazoa; Chordata; Actinopteri; Cypriniformes; Cyprinidae
Product: GATA zinc finger domain-containing protein 1-like
Exons: 4
Coding region: 254-841 (195 amino acids)
Biological process (GO): regulation of DNA-templated transcription; chromatin organization
Cellular component (GO): nucleus
Molecular function (GO): zinc ion binding; sequence-specific DNA binding
Source: RefSeq, a predicted model, not a curated record
AGGACAUUUAUUCUAAAAUUCACAACUCUUCUCCCGGAUGUUGUUUCUUCCUCCCAAUGGUAAAACAUACGGGACCUAUCAUUCAUUGUUUUCUAAAUGAAAGAUAUGUGUUUGAGACAGGUCAUAUUUCUGCUAGAUCGACAUUACUUGUAGUUUUUGGCUUGUAUGCUUACAGGAACACCUGACUGUUUAAUUCAGAAAUAACUAUACAAGACCCUUGUAGACGAAACAUUGCUGUGUGUGCUCAGCAAACAUGCCUCUCGGUCUAAAACCAUGCUGCGCUGUCUGCAAGACCAACUCUUCCUCCAUGUGGAAAAAAGGCAGCCAGGGGGAGAUUUUGUGUAACAGCUGCGCGAGUAAAAGCACAAGCAGCGGCGGCUCCGGAGCAUCUGCUUCCUCCAGCAUCCAGCAGAAUAACGGCGGAGGGAAACAGUCCAAACAUGAAAUCCACAGACGCUCCGCUCGGUUACGGAGCACCAAGUACAAAGCUCCAGCAUCGGAGAAGAAAGUCUCGACCAAAGGAAAGGGUAGACGACACAUUUUCAAAUUGAAAAAUCCUAUCAAAGCACCAGAGUCUGUGUCAACGAUUAUCACAUCAGAGUCCAUGUUUUACAAGGGCGUCUAUUAUCAAACAGGAGAUGUCAUUAAAGUAACAGACGAGGACGACGGUAAGCCGUAUUACGCACAGAUUCGUGGUUUCGUCCAGGACCAGUACUGUGAGAAAAGUGCUGCGUUAACUUGGCUGAUCCCGACUCAGGCCAGUCCUCGAGAUCGCUUUGAUCCUGGCACAUACAUUGUAGGUAAGUUCAUGCAGAAAUACUGUGUUUUUGUUCCUUGCUGA